AUGUCCAAAUCAUUUGAAAUUGAUGUCAAUGAAAGAAACUGGAAAAACCUUGAAGAUUUAGUCACUCCAUGGGGAAUAAACAAGCCUGAAAAAUACUGUUUCAAAAACACUAAUUUGAUCGACGUCGUUGAUGGCCAGGUAAGAAAAAAUGCAUAUGUUUAUACGGAAGGUGGAGUUAUAUCAAAUAUCGUUUAUUCCGACGCUUCCGACGUCGAAACGGCAGGCUACAGAGUUAUAGAUGGUACUGGCAAGUAUUUGAUGCCAGGGCUUUUCGACAACCAUGUCCACGUCACAUCUGUUCCCGGAGAGACAGAUCUCGUGCGUACUCUGGAUACUGCAAAAAGUACUGCUCUAAUGAGGGUCAGAUACAACCUGGAAAAUGCUCUCAAGAGAGGAUUUACUACUCUGAGAGAUUGCGGUGGUGCUGAAAGUUACAUUAAGAAAGCCGUAGAGGAAGGAAGUGUCAAAGGACCUCGUUUGAUUACCUGUGGUCAUGCAAUUUCGCAAACUGGUGGCCACGGUGAUAUGCGUAGAAACGACAUGCCCGGCGAGGCACUGGACGACUGCGAGUGUCAUAUCAAUAACUUGGGAAUCGUUGCUGAUGGCGUUCCAGAGUGCUACAAAGUGACCAGAGAAGAGUUUCGGAGAGGCGCUGAUUUUAUUAAAAUCAUGGCCGGUGGAGGUGUAGCUUCCCCGACUGACAAGAUCACUAACUUGCAGUUUUGUAAAGAUGAAAUUAGUGCUAUUGUUGCAGUUGCGGACACUUACCACUCUUAUGUGACUGCUCAUGCAUAUACGCCUGAAGCUAUCAACAACUGUAUCAAUCUGGGAGUGAAAGGCAUUGAGCAUGGCAAUCUUUUAGACGAUGACACAGCGAAGCGUAUGUCUGAACUGGGCUGCUACUUAACCCCGACUCUAGUUACUUACAAAAUACUAGCCUCGGACCAAUUCGGAUCAUUCCUGAAUAAAGACAACGCUGAAAAGAAUUUAAGCGUUUUAAGGCAUGGCUUGGAGGCUCUAUCAAUUGCCAAGAGACACAAUGUCAAAAUCUGUUAUGGUUCAGACCUACUAGGGUCUCUCAAUGGUUACCAAACUCAAGAGUUCUUCAUCAGAAAUAAAGUGCUUUCUACGCAAGAAAUACUUCUGUCCGCUACCGUUACCCCGUGUGAGAUGAAUGGGAUGGCAGACAAGCUGGGCCAGAUCAAGCCCGGGUUCAUUGCCGAUAUACUUCUCAUGAAUGGAAAUCCACUGGACGACAUUUACGUUUUAGAUGAACCAGAAACAAACUUGAUUGUUGUGAUGAAGGAUGGCUGUAUAUACCCAUAA
Messenger RNA from Lachancea lanzarotensis, 1326 nucleotides. RefSeq names its product LALA0S08e00166g1_1. The record is from RefSeq and is a predicted model, not a curated record. The coding region runs from base 1 to 1326 and encodes 441 amino acids. Lineage: Eukaryota; Fungi; Ascomycota; Saccharomycetes; Saccharomycetales; Saccharomycetaceae. The transcript has a single exon. Gene Ontology annotation, molecular function: hydrolase activity, acting on carbon-nitrogen (but not peptide) bonds.